Messenger RNA from Myripristis murdjan (pinecone soldierfish), 1362 nucleotides. RefSeq names its product mitochondrial ribosomal protein L32 (gene mrpl32). Gene Ontology annotation, biological process: translation. The record is from RefSeq and is a predicted model, not a curated record. Gene Ontology annotation, molecular function: structural constituent of ribosome. The transcript is spliced from 3 exons. The coding region runs from base 10 to 555 and encodes 181 amino acids. NCBI's taxonomy places the organism in Eukaryota, Metazoa, Chordata, Actinopteri, Holocentriformes, Holocentridae. Gene Ontology annotation, cellular component: mitochondrial large ribosomal subunit.
ACAGCAAAGAUGAUGAAUUUGUCGAGUUUGGUGCAGAGCCUGCGGCGGUCCCUGCUGCGGAUCGAGAGCAGGCUGCAGCAGGCGGCGGGUUGGGACGCUCAGCUCGCUCUGGCCCUGGCAGCGCCCGGGCCCGGCCUCCUGCCCCGGCAUGACGCUCACCUUCCCCCGCAGGAGGAGCAGCAGGGCCCGCAGCAGCCCCCCGGCCUCCUGGACAGCAUCCUGUGGAUGGCGGCGCCCAAGAAAAGACGCACCAUCGAGGUGAACCGCACCAGGAGGAGAGCUGACAGCAAACUCUUAAAAGUCAAGGACAACAUUGAGCCCUGUCCAGAGUGUGGCCACUUGAAGCAGAAGCACGUCCUGUGUGGCUUCUGCUAUGAGAAGGUGUGCAGGGAAACCGCUCAGAUUCGCAGGCAGAUCAGCGAAAUGGAGGGUGGCCCCCUGAGGGCCCCUGCAUCGGAGACCGUCGUCCUGUAUGAGGGCGAGACGCCAAGCGAACAGGACAAAGGCAAGAGGAUAGUGGAGCGGGCCAGGAAGCGGCCUGCCUGGUUCAGCUAAUGUUAAGUUGCUAUUUUCAUCGUGACCCAGAUCUGGUCAGAUACACAUUCAGAAAAGCUGUCAAGUAUUUGGGUUACCCUGGGAGUGCUCGUUUUAUCUUGAGCUUAAGCUGAAUCCAUCGCUCCUCAGUAUUUAACUUCACAUCUUGCCCAGUGGGUCGCUCAGCAAGUGUAAAAGGAGAAUGUGUCACUUUUGUCUCUACAGAUAAAGUGUAUGAAGAGGCCUGCUAGGUGAUAUUAAAUCAGUAGUGAUACUACUGAUUAAUCUUGGCACAUCAGAUAUAAAUACAACAAAGGAUGGCAAUUGAUUGUUGCAAGUGAGGUCAUCUUCUCUUGUAUCUGUUGAUAUGUUAAAUUAAAUACUGCACCAUAUCAUGCUCUGUACAGGGGAAAUAUAGACAGAUUAUGGAUCACAUCAUGACACUUUGACAUAUUGACUGACAGAUGGUUCUUUGUUGGCUCAUGUUACCUGAUGUCAUGACUUUCAUUGUAUGAACUGCUCUUUAUCUGACUUUUGAAGCCAAGGUUGGCAGAUUUUUUUGUGCAUUAGUCACUGUUUGACAAUAAAUACAUUUUUUUUGGAAGAAAGUAAGUUAACCUUUGUCCGUCUUAAAUAAAUGGGGGUUUCUUUUUGAUUGGCAAGACUAAUCAUCUGUCUUUCUCUGUGCUGGGGAACAGGUACUUUUGCAUAACUUUAACAAUAAAGUAAAAUUUAUGUUGCUACGUCAGUCCAGUCAUACAGAAAGUCACAUAAUUUUUUCUGUGUGUGCAAGGACAACAAUUAGAGUGCAAAUCACCCUCAGUGGCU